AUGAGCAACCUGAAGCCGGACGGCGAGCACAGCACCGGCACCGGCACGGGCACCGGCACGGGCUCCGGCGGCACUCUGGAGGAGGAGGUCCGGACACUAUUUGUCAGUGGCCUCCCUGUGGACAUUAAACCCAGAGAACUCUACCUGCUCUUCCGGCCGUUCAAGGGCUAUGAAGGGUCCCUGAUCAAGCUCACAUCGAGACAGCCUGUCGGUUUUGUGAUCUUUGACAGCCGAGCAGGAGCAGAAGCAGCCAAGAAUGCUUUGAACGGUAUUCGCUUUGAUCCUGAGAACCCGCAGACCCUGAGGCUAGAGUUUGCCAAAGCCAACACCAAGAUGGCCAAGAACAAGCUAAUGGCUACACCUAAUCCCACCAAUGCUCACCCCGCCCUAGGAGCACACUUCAUCGCACGGGACCCCUAUGACCUUAUGGGGGCUGCUCUGAUCCCUGCGUCCCCAGAGGCCUGGGCUCCCUACCCUCUGUACACCACAGAGCUGACCCCCGCCAUCUCACCUGCUGCAUUCACCUACCCAGCUGCCACUGCCGCCGCCGCCAUCCACGCUCAGGUGCGCUGGUACCCUUCCUCUGAUACCACCCAGCAAGGAUGGAAAUAUCGUCAGUUCUGUUAGUUCUUCAGUCUUGUCACUGCAGCUUGAAGCCCCUGCCCCGCUGGGGAGGAAGCCACUCUGAGCUUCCACUGCCCCCAGGCGGCCUGUGGAGAGCUGCUGCUUCCUUCCAAAGACUGUGAAUUUUAAGCCUGACUCAGUGGACUGUUUCCCAUUUCCUUCCUCCUCUCCCUCUGCCCUUUUCCUCCCCCAAAGCCCCCGCACCGAGACCUCCCGGGAGGACUGGGGGGGCCUUCUUGCUGGGAUACCCAGACCCAGCCCGGAGGCCUCACUGGGACUGAGCAAGGCCUGACCUCUGGUCCAGACUUGCUUCCAUAGCUCCACCUCAGAGAAACGGGGCAUUUAAUUUUGCAUGUUUUCUGGCAUGAAUUAAGACACUUAAACUUGUGUAUAUGUGAGUGUACAGUUUGUUCUCACAUUGUGUCACCAUAGCAACAGGUCCUGGCCACCAUUGGUUCAUCAUUCCCGGUCCCUCUCUCCACACCCUCCCCAAAGCCCCUUGCUUCAGUGAGGACCGAGCCCCGCAGCUCACUCCGCCCAGCGGCUGGGGACCACACCCCCCCCCCCCCCCCGUGCUUCCCGGCCGAACAGCAACGACCACCUAACAGAGGUAGUGUUUUCUUUUUCAUUUCAAAUCCGGGUCCUCCACUUCCUCCUCCUAGAGGGGCCAGCAUCUGCUAAGAAAAUCCUUUCUCUGCCUGGUUUGCUUACCUCUCCACA
Messenger RNA from Enhydra lutris kenyoni (northern sea otter), 1344 nucleotides. It is a transcript of the gene RBPMS2, whose product is annotated as RNA binding protein with multiple splicing 2. Gene Ontology annotation, cellular component: cytoplasm. Gene Ontology annotation, molecular function: protein homodimerization activity; mRNA binding. Gene Ontology annotation, biological process: negative regulation of smooth muscle cell differentiation. The record is from RefSeq and is a predicted model, not a curated record. The transcript has 8 exons. Lineage: Eukaryota; Metazoa; Chordata; Mammalia; Carnivora; Mustelidae. The coding region runs from base 1 to 627 and encodes 208 amino acids.